AAUGACAUCCUGGUGGUCAGCGCCCUCGGCAGAUCCCUGGAUCUGGGGGCGCUCUACGACGCCAGGAAUGACAAAUUCAUAAAAGGAUUCUACCUCUGGAAUUCUGAGGACAUACAGAGCAAAACACGUGUCAGUCCACAGCCCAACACACGUCUCCAGGUGUCAAUGUCUGAGUCCCUCAGUGAGAAGACCAGUCUGUUGGACGUGAGCGCCUCAGUGAAGGCCAGCUUCCUCUGUGGGCUGGUGGAGGUGGGAGGUUCUGCAAAGUACCUCAACCAGAAGACCUCCUCCAGUCGUCAGUGCAGUGUCACCCUGGGUUACCAUGUGAACACCGAGGUUAAAGAGCUCAUGAUAUCAGAACUAGAGACUCCAAAGCCGGAGUUGUUUGCCAUGACAGAUGCCACACAUGUUGUGACUCAGGUGCUCUAUGGGGCUGAUGCAUUCAUGGAAUUCCAAGAAAUGGCCAGCGAUGAUUCAAAAAAGCAAGAAAUUCAGGGAAACCUGACUGUGAUGAUCAAGAAGAUCCCAACAAUUGAGAUCAGUGGGGAUGGAAGCCUAAACAUGGAUGAUCAAGACAAGAAGAAGGUGAAGAACUGCAGCUGCAAAUUCAAUGGUGACUUUUACCUGAAAGACCUCCCUUCUACAUUCGAGGAGGCAGUGAAGGUGUACAAAGAGCUACCCAGUCUGUUGGGGGAGAAAGGAGAGAAGGCUGUGCCUGUGAAGGUCUGGUUGUAUCCACUGAGCAAGCUUAGUAAUACUGAGUCCAAGCUGAAGAGAAUGAUCUCAGAGACACUGGUUUCUCAGCUAGAGAAGGUGAUGGAUGAAUUCCACCAAGCUGAGGUGAGAACCAACGACCUGCUGAAGAGUAGCAAAGAGAUCAAGGCUAAAGAUAUCAUUCGCAAACUGAAGACGUUCCAAAACAGUCUGAGGUUUUUCACCGCUCAGUUCCUACGGAAAAUGUCAGGCCUGAUCCCGGCCAUCAGAGGAGGCAACAUGGAGGAAACGGCCCUGAGAGACCUCCUGAAGUCCCGGGAUGCAUCUGGCUUCAGUGGGAAAGAAAUGGAACAGUGGCUGGAUGGAAAGGAGACUGAGAUCAACGUGGUCACAAUGAACAUCAAAGCAAUACCAGAUUACAUGAUUAAAGCUGAAGGCUUUGAGCUUGAGACUUUCCUCAUGGGCCCAAAAGUCAUAGAUGCCUUUGUGUUCUGCUUCACCUCUCUGAUUUACGAGGAGCCGUACUUGAAAAAAAUUUCACAGGCAGUUGAGAACUUCAAGUGUGGAUCCACCAGCAGCACUCCUGAACAGGAUCCAACACAGGAAGUUCCCUGGUACAAGAGACAAGAUGUUAAUGAGAACCUGCGCUCCUCACGCAGGCUCUUUGAAAGUGCAUCCUUCAAGAAAGUGAUCAGUUUCAUUCCAGACCCAGAGCGCCCGGGAGCUGCAGUCCGCUGGUAUCGUGAAUCUGUCCUGAUGGACCCACAUGUAACAAGCCUCCCACUACAACAAUCCUGGGCCUGUAAGCUCACACUGGACCCAGACACGGCGCACCUUAAUGUCAGUCUGUCUGGGAGGAAGGUGACAUGGGUGGAGGCGCCACAGCCAUAUCAUAAUCCUAUCAGCCAUAAGAGAUUUGAUUACUGGUGGCAGGUGCUGAGCAAAGAGCCACUGAUUGGACGCUGCUACUGGGAGUGUGAGUUGGUAGGGAAGAGUUAUAUGGGUGUGGUCUAUGAAAGCAUGAAUAGAAAUGGAGAGGGAAAUGAUUGCGUACUUGGCGGGAAUGCAAAGACCUGGUGUUUGAUGCAGCUCGAUGGCCACCACUCCAUCUGGUACAAUGAUACUAAUGAGAGUGGUAACAUCCCUAUCCCCCAGUCCUCUUCCAGAGUGGGAGUGUUUCUGGACCGUGAGGCCGGCUCUCUGUCCUUCUACAGCGUCUGCUUUGACACACUCACACACCUGCACACCUUCAAAACCACAUUCACCAAUGAGACCCUUUAUGCAGGCUUUGCCACUGAGUAUAAAGACGGCUCAGUGACCUUGUGCUAG
Messenger RNA from Clupea harengus (Atlantic herring), 2043 nucleotides. Its product is annotated as stonustoxin subunit beta-like. Gene Ontology annotation, molecular function: protein binding. The annotation marks the transcript as partial. The transcript is spliced from 4 exons. The record is from RefSeq and is a predicted model, not a curated record. NCBI's taxonomy places the organism in Eukaryota, Metazoa, Chordata, Actinopteri, Clupeiformes, Clupeidae.